Periophthalmus magnuspinnatus is the source of this 4321-nucleotide messenger RNA. It is a transcript of the gene kif3b, whose product is annotated as kinesin family member 3B. Gene Ontology annotation, biological process: microtubule-based movement. The transcript is spliced from 11 exons. Bases 213 to 2525 code for a protein of 770 amino acids. The record is from RefSeq and is a predicted model, not a curated record. Gene Ontology annotation, molecular function: microtubule motor activity; ATP binding; microtubule binding. NCBI's taxonomy places the organism in Eukaryota, Metazoa, Chordata, Actinopteri, Gobiiformes, Gobiidae.
AGUGUUACCGUUGUGGAUGAUCGGCUAACACCGGACCCGAGUUUUGGAUUAGCGUCACAUUUUUUCACUUUUAAACAAUUUAACGAUGUAACUCGGAAUAAAAAAAUUCUUAACGAUGUAUGUGUGGCGUUGAGUCGUCCAUGGCGUGUCUGAUGUGGCCGUGUCUCUGUUGAUCUGCUCGUGUGGAGACUUUGGCCACACACGUUUCCAAAAUGUCCAAAACCCGGAAUGCAGAGACGGUGAAGGUGGUGGUGCGAUGCCGGCCAAUGAACGAGAAGGAGCGUGCUGCAAAAUACGAGCGUGUUGUUUCUGUUGACGUGAAAUUAGGUCAAAUCAUUGUCAAAAACCCUCGGGACGUAGCCAACCAUGACGUGCCCAAAAUCUUCACCUUUGACUCUGUUUAUGACUGGAACUCAAAGCAAAUAGAUCUGUAUGAUGAAACGUUUAGACCCCUCGUGGACUCUGUACUGCUUGGAUUUAAUGGGACUAUUUUUGCAUAUGGACAAACUGGGACUGGGAAAACAUACACUAUGGAAGGAGUUAGAAAUGACCCAGAAAGGAGAGGCGUCAUCCCCAACUCGUUUGAACACAUUUUUACUCAAAUUUCACGAACACAAAAUCAACAAUACUUAGUCCGAGCUUCAUAUUUGGAGAUUUAUCAAGAAGAAAUCCGAGAUCUGCUUUCAAAGGACCAGUCGCGGCGUUUGGAGCUGAGAGAGAGGACGGAUGUCGGCGUUUACGUGAAGGACUUAUUGUCUUUCGUGACCAAAAGCGUCAAAGAGCUUGAGCACGUCAUGAACGUUGGAAACCAGAAUCGAUCGGUGGGCGCGACCAACAUGAACGAACACAGCUCGCGGUCGCACGCCAUCUUUGUCAUCACCGUGGAGUGCAGCGAGGUGGGUUUGGACGGAGAGAGCCACAUCCGCAUGGGGAAGCUAAACCUGGUGGAUUUGGCGGGAAGCGAGAGGCAGGCUAAGACGGGAGCACAGGGGGAGAGGCUAAAGGAAGCGACGAAGAUAAACCUAUCGCUGUCGGCUCUCGGGAACGUCAUAUCGGCUCUGGUGGACGGACGCAGCAGCCACAUCCCGUACAGAGACUCCAAACUCACACGACUUCUGCAGGACUCUCUCGGGGGAAACGCUCGCACCGUGAUGGUGGCAAACAUUGGCCCCGCCUCUUAUAAUGUGGAGGAGACGCUAACGACGUUACGGUAUGCUAACCGAGCUAAAAACAUCAAGAACAAACCGCGCAUCAACGAGGAUCCCAAAGACGCUCGGCUACGAGAGUUUCAGGAAGAGAUUGCCCGCCUCAAAGCCCAACUGCAGAAACGCUCAGGGAAGAAGAAGAGGAGGAAGGGCCAGCGACGAGACCAGGGUGUCAGCGAUGGAGUGGAUGGUGAGGACGGGGAGACAGAGGAGGACGACGAAGAGGGGGAGGAGAGGGGUGAUUAUUGGGGGGACCAACAGGACAAACUGGAGAGAGAGAGAAGAGCCAUCAUGGAGGACCACAGCCUCGUGGCUGAAGAGAAACAACGGCUCCUGCGAGAGAAGGAACGCAAGAUGGAGGAUCUGAGGAGGGAGAGGGAGGCCGGAGAGAUGCUCGCCGCUAAAGUGAAGGAGAUGGAGAGCAAACUUCUGGUGGGAGGGAAGAAUAUUGUGGACCACACGAAUGAACAACAGAAGAUGCUGGAAGUGAAGAGGCAGGAGAUCGCUGAGCAGAAACGUCGCGAGCGAGAGAUGCAGCAGCAGAUGGAGAGCAGAGACGAGGAGACACUGGAGCUAAAGGAGACCUACAGCUCUCUGCAACAGGAAGUGGACAUCAAGACCAAGAAACUCAACAAGCUGUUUGCGAAGUUGCAGGCGGUGAAGGAGGAGAUCCACGACAUCCAAGAGCUCCACAUCGGUGAGAGACAAGAGCUGGAGCAGACACAGAACGAGCUCACCAGAGACCUCAAACUCAAGCAGCUUAUCAUCGAGAACUUUAUUCCUCUGGAGGAGAAGAACAAGAUUGAGAACCGAGCAUACUGCGACGAAGACGAGUACUGGAAGCUCCGCCCCAUCACCCGCCUCGAAGAUGACCAGCUGAUGAUGUCCCGCCCUCUCUCUGCUGUGGGGUACAAACGACCUUUGACCCGACACUCUCGCAUGGCCAUGAUGAUGAAGCCCGACUUCAGAUACAAAGCUGAUAACCUGCUCAUGUUGAAGUUAGACCUGCCCUCUCGUAGCACCAGGGAGUAUCAGGAGCCCGUGAUUGCUCCCAAAGUGGCAGCGGCUCUGGAGGAUGCGCUCAGAGAUGAGGAGGAGAUCCAGGUGGAUGCGUCUCACGUCGGGAGUUUCAGCCCAGGACUAAGCCCGAGUCUGGGGCAGGAGAGGGGCAGCAGAGCGGGCAGCGCCAACAGCCUAAAGAAGAACAAGAACCCCGGGCGUCCGAAAACAGGCAAGAAGUCGACCACUCCCACCUCCCCAUACGCCUCCAGCCCAGGACCCCCCAUUUACCCACAAUCCCGCGGGCUGGUGCCUAAAUGACCCGUGACCUGUGAACUCUGCACCUGCCCACUUUAGCACUGAGCCACGCUGCUGUAAAAAACACUCCCACCAUCACAGGUUUAACUUCACACACAGAGCCAACACUGCAUGAGCCCGCCCCUCACGACACAGAGGACAUGGUGUUUGGGAGGUAACCACGACGAUGUGAGAUCAUAAAGAGGUGAAGUGAGUCCUCCGCUAUUUAAUACUUUGCAGUGACGUCACACUGGGGUGGGGGGUGUAGUUCAUGUAUGUCUAUGGCGGAAUGUUCAGCAGUUACCGUAAUGACCCAAUGCACACAUUAGUAAACUCAACCAAAAAUUAAGAAGGUGAUCUGAGAACCCAAGAAAAAAUACUAAAUCUAUUUAAACUGCACAAUUUCAGGAGGCCGGGAUCAAUCCGAGCGUUCAUGGUCCUGUUUAGGAGUUUUCACCAAAAGUUGAGAGUAACUAACCGCUGGCUAAUGAUGGCUAGCUUAUGGCUGUAUUGUUAUUUGAGAAGGACUUGUUUAACUGCACAAAUCAGCUCACCUGUUGUUGUUCAGAUAAGAGUUUUUAUGGUCAACUUGUGUUAAAAUAAACCUCAGAUUAAAGUCUAACUUGAGUAACAGAGCUUCAGACAGAGCAGUGCCUCUGUUGUUAUCAACAUUCCCUGGGGGUGUGAUGCUAUCAGCUGCAAAGUAUCAAUAGUUUGAGGCAGACGUGGCCGUUUCAAACUCUGGGACAAAGUGAGGACUUUGGGAAUAUGAUUAGUUUACAGAGCAAUGAGUUUUCACACAUCUACAGUGAAUAUGUUUGGGAUUUUCACUGGGAUCUUCACUGGGAUCACAUAUUUAUGAAAUCUCCUGUCACUACCAGGAGCUGAUCAGACCUGGCACAUCUCUUAUUACAUUAUACUUUUAGCAUUUAGCCAGUCCAGUGAUACUCAAAACUAACUUGUACUACUCAGAAUCUUUAUUUCAUAGCAAAACAUAUACAAAUACCCCAUUGUGAACCCCCUUGAGUCAAUGAUAUUCAUAUUAUGUAAGUGUAGUAUUAAUGAGGCUGUGAAACUGCCUCUCUGCUCUGUCUUUGUUGAGCUGGGCUUUGUUGAGCUAAACUUUGAGCUUCUCUUGUGAAUGUUUUAUCAGGUGCCUUAAUCUGUCUCUGCUCCAUUUGUGCAACAUGGCGGCCUUUGCAAAAUCUGCUCACACGAACCUGCUCUCAGAAAAAAAAAAAAAAAAAGUAUUAUAAUGAACAAUAAUAGGUUGUGUUCACGUGAGAUCAGCAAAUGGUAGAAUCGCUGUAGUUUAACCUGAGCUGGAGGUCAGAGGUCAGAAUCCUCAGGUGGAGUUCUCUGUGUAACUGUCAGAUACAGAUGUGUUGACCUGGUUUAUGGUUAAUAUCUCUGUAAUUAGUGGGCCUGUCUACAUGAAACAAAAACUGGCACAACGUCUUCUCUGACAGUUUAAAUGAACAAAAGUCACAUGAUUUUUUCACAACAGCUUCAGAAAGUGGAGCAUGAUUAAUAUGACAAGUUUGUGGAUCCCAGACCAACACUCCCGUAGAGUCAUAUCGACCCCGCCCACGUGAACACAACCAGUUAAGUGACUGCAGUAGUUUUUGUGAUGGGCUUAAAAAAGAAGCAGCUUUACCAAAACAAACUUUUAAAAAAAUUAAACAAACCAUUCCAUGUGAAUCUAAUGCAGUUUUAACCUCCCCUGCCUCACUGCCGCCCCCUGCUGCUGUGAUUCAGUACUGGCUCAAAAAGAAAGACUCCUCUCCUUCCUUCUCUCUUCUCCUCUGUCCUCUUCUCUC